Molecule: messenger RNA, 1882 nt
Organism: Salarias fasciatus (jewelled blenny)
Lineage: Eukaryota; Metazoa; Chordata; Actinopteri; Blenniiformes; Blenniidae
Product: neuronal acetylcholine receptor subunit alpha-3-like
Exons: 8
Coding region: 165-1736 (523 amino acids)
Biological process (GO): monoatomic ion transmembrane transport
Cellular component (GO): postsynaptic membrane
Molecular function (GO): transmembrane signaling receptor activity; acetylcholine-gated monoatomic cation-selective channel activity
Source: RefSeq, a predicted model, not a curated record
GGCAGUGUGAGACAGGCGGCACCAGGGGAAAGACACGCGUUUUCCAUGCCGCUACACGAUUUUCCUUCCUCUCACUGAUUACUUACUGCUGUGAGAAAAUAAAAAAGAAAGAAAGAAAUACAAGAAAGAAAGUGGAAAGGAAAUCCAAACGACGCGGUGGAGAGAUGCAGCCAGUUGUGAGGUGGACUUUGCUGCUUCUUCUCGUGGGUUUCAAGGCUCAAGAUUGUGUCUCGUCCAAAGCGGAGGAUCGUCUGUUCAGGAAGCUGUUCAGACGAUAUAACCAGUUCAUCAGACCUGUGGAAAAUGUCUCUGACCCCGUCACCGUAGAGUUCGAGGUCUCCAUCUCGCAGCUCGUCAAAGUUGAUGAAGUGAAUCAAAUCAUGGAAACAAAUCUGUGGCUCCGGCAUAUUUGGAACGACUAUAAGCUGCGAUGGGUGCCGGCAGAGUUCGACGGGAUCGAGUUCAUCAGAGUCCCGUCGAACAAGAUCUGGAGACCCGACAUUGUUCUCUACAACAACGCUGUGGGCGACUUCCUGGUGGAGGAUAAAACCAAGGCCUUGCUGAAGUUUGACGGCACCAUCACCUGGAUCCCGCCGGCCAUUUUCAAAUCCUCAUGCCCCAUGGACAUCACCUACUUCCCCUUCGACUACCAAAACUGCUCCAUGAAGUUUGGCUCCUGGACGUAUGAUAAAGCCAAGAUUGACCUGGUACUCAUCGGUUCCAAGGUGAACCUCAAAGAUUUCUGGGAAAGUGGCGAGUGGGAAAUCAUCGACGCUCCAGGCUACAAACAUGACAUCAAGUACAACUGCUGCGAGGAGAUCUACCCAGACAUCACCUACUCCUUCUACAUCCGACGCCUGCCGCUUUUCUACACCAUCAACCUCAUCAUCCCCUGCCUCCUCAUCUCUUUCCUCACAGUGCUGGUUUUCUAUCUCCCAUCUGACUGUGGAGAGAAGGUCACGCUCUGUAUCUCCGUCCUGCUCUCCCUCACUGUGUUCCUGCUCGUUAUCACCGAGACCAUCCCCUCCACAUCGCUGGUCAUCCCGCUCAUUGGAGAGUACCUGCUCUUCACAAUGAUCUUCGUCACGCUCAGCAUCGUCAUCACUGUCUUCGUGCUGAAUGUACACUACCGCACGCCGAUGACCCACACGAUGCCGUGCUGGGUGCGCUCGGUGUUUCUCAAAGUGCUGCCGAGGAUUAUGUUGAUGCGGAGACCGAUUGAUGAGGACAGCAAGGCUGGGGGGUUGGACAGCAGUGGGGAGGCAGGAGGAGCUGGAGGGGGAGGAGGAGGCGGAGGAGGAAAAGGAGGGAGGAAACGGAAGAACAGCUUGAUGCAGCAGGUCGGAGGAGGAUCCCUCAACUGCCUGGAGUUCGGGGACGGUAAAUUCUCCUCCGUGGAGGGCUGCACGGGCAAGAAAUGCCCCUGCCCCUGCCAGCACGGGAAGGAAGCCCCAGAAACGCCGGAGAGUGGGAAGAUGACGCGUCAGCUGAGUCCGCAGAGCAUCAACACGGUGGUGGCCUUCUCCGUGGUGUCGCCGGAGAUCAAACAGGCCAUCGAGAGCGUCAAAUACAUCGCUGAGAACAUGAGGAGCCGCAACAAGGCCAAAGAGGUGGAGGAUGACUGGAAGUACGUUGCGAUGGUGAUUGAUAGAAUCUUCCUUUGGGUGUUUGUGACGGUGUGCGUCCUGGGAACCAUGGGCCUCUUCGUCCAACCACUUUUCGGCUUUGUCUCGUAACUGCGAACCAUUCAGGGUCCUCCGCCGCCCUGUGUCAGCCAAUCCUGAACAACUAAUGAACUCUCAGCGGACAUAUCAGAAGACAGAGUCCUAAAGCACUAUUUGGUGUGCUAGUUUUGCUUCAAAGCCUUUGCAGGGAGAAAUAA